AUGGAAGAUCAUGAAAUUACCGAUGGUCAAGAAAUGAAUAUGAAUCCUGCUAGUGGUAGAGCGAUGAAUUGGUGUGAUGCGGUGUCUUAUGAUGUUUGUGUUGCUUCUGAUGUCGUUGAUAUGGAUGAUGCAGAUGAGGAUGAAACUAUGCCAAUUGUUUUGGAUGUUGAUGGAUCAUGUGUGUUAAACAAUUUUGAUGAUGUGGAUGCUAUUGUAAAUUGUGAAUACUAUAUGCCAAAUAACAUUAGUCAUUAUUUUGUUUUCUGUGAACUUAUCGAUUUUUUAAAUGUUUCAGCUAACAAUAACUCUAAUUUAUUUUUACUGCAUAUAAAUGUCAGAAGUUUGACUGCGCAUGCUGAUGAUUUGGCACUGUUGAUUAAUGGUUUUCAAUUAUAUGUUAAUAUCCCUCAAAUUGUUGCUUUAAGUGAAACAUGGCUAAAUGAUGACACUAACUAUGGCCCUAUACUAUCGUAUUUUCCAUGCCAUAGUCUAGUUGCGAAAAAUAGGGUGGGUAAAAGGGGUGGGGGUACUGGUUUUUUAAUUGAUAAAAACUUAGCGUACGAAAAUUUAAAUUGUAAUUUUUCUCUCAGUUCCGACCUGUUUGAAUGGGUCGGAAUUAAAUUUGCCUCUGACAAUAAAAAAAAUAUAAUCAUUUGUAUUUAUAGGCCACCAAAUUAUAAAUUGGAUAAUUUCUUAUCUAAAAUGCAGGAAUUUUUAUAUGAACUUUUAAAAGACGAUGUCGGUAGUGAUGUUUUUAUACUUGGGGAUUUUAACAUUGAUUUGGCUGUAAAAAACCAGGCAUCAUUAUCGUUUUUAAAUCUUAUGGCUCAAUUUAAUUUGCAUCCAAUUAUCAACCAACCGACUAGAAUAACAUCAAGCUAUUCGUCAACGAUCGAUAAUGUUUUUACUAAUUAUGGCAUCGGCGGCUGCCCUAAAGGAAUUCUAUACAGCGAUGUUUCUGACCAUUUACCUAUUUUUCUUUGCAUACCAUUGAAUGCUAAGGCUGUCGGUGGCAAAAACCCUUACAUUAAAACCCGUUUGAUUAAUUCUGAGAACCUAAAAAAAAAGCAAAUUGUUUAUUACAGAAUAUCCAGUGGAACAUGUCUGAUUACGGGUCCGAUUUUGAAUCAAAUUUUAAGAAAUUCCUAA
Molecule: messenger RNA, 1149 nt
Organism: Helobdella robusta
Lineage: Eukaryota; Metazoa; Annelida; Clitellata; Rhynchobdellida; Glossiphoniidae
Exons: 1
Coding region: 1-1149 (382 amino acids)
Molecular function (GO): catalytic activity
Source: RefSeq, a predicted model, not a curated record